Molecule: messenger RNA, 2977 nt
Organism: Vanessa tameamea
Lineage: Eukaryota; Metazoa; Arthropoda; Insecta; Lepidoptera; Nymphalidae
Gene: Nasp
Product: protein HGV2
Exons: 9
Coding region: 182-1336 (384 amino acids)
Biological process (GO): CENP-A containing chromatin assembly; DNA replication-dependent chromatin assembly
Cellular component (GO): nucleoplasm
Molecular function (GO): histone binding
Source: RefSeq, a predicted model, not a curated record
UAUUAGAUACUUCAUUCUCAAUCCGAUACAGAACAGUUAUAUACAUUCUAUAAUUUUAUAUUCACACGGUGACGGUACUAAUUUUGUACUAAGAAUUACAUUAUUUUUACAUUUUCUUAGUCGUAUACUUGUAAUUAAGAUUAAAUAUUUGAAGCUUUCCUAAUAAUCAUCAAAAUAUACAAUGGCCGAGGUACCAGAAGUGACCACAUCAUCUGCUGAAGAAUUAUUGGCUGCAGGAAGGCGACACCUUGCUGUGAGAGACUACAAUGCGGCAACAGAAUCUCUAGCAAAGGCCUGUGAACUAUUAGCUAAAACCCAUGGGGAUGUAGCUGAUGAAUGUGCUGAAGCUUAUUUAUGGUAUGGCAAAGCCUUGCUUGGUCUGUCAAGGGAAGAAAGUGGCGUUCUCGGAGGGGGUGUUCCAGGAGCCAAUAAUGAAGAAGAAGAAGAAAAUGAAGAUGAAAAUGGUGAAAAUGGACACGAGGCACCAAAAGAAAAUGAGCAAGAUGUAGAAAUGCCAAAUGAAAAAGUUGAAAAGAUUGAAGCCGAAUCAACUACAAAGGAUGAAGAAGUUGCAAGCAGUACGGCUGAAAUAGCCGAGGAAAAACCGGGAACAUCCAAUGGUGAUCAAAAUGAUGAAUCAGUCGCUAAUUUGGAUAAUGAUGAAGAUGUUGAUAAUUUGCAAUUGGCCUGGGAAAUGCUUGAGCUGUCGCGCAGCAUCCUGCAGAAGCGCGGCUCGGCGUCGCGCGCGCAGCUGGCCGACGCGCACCUCGCGCUGGGGGAGGUGGCGCUCGAGAGCGAGACCUACGACAAGGCCGUGUUGGACAUGGUCAGCUGUCUUGAAAUUCAAAAGGAAUUAUAUCGAAGUGACGACCGCCGUAUAGCAGAAACUCAUUAUCAGAUUGGCCUCGCCAAUUCCCUCGCAUCAAAUUUCGAGGAUGCCAUAACGCACUUCAAAAAUGCAGCGAACAUUCUAGAAUCGCGCAUCAAAACGUUAGAAAACCCAAGUGCAGUGGCCGAAGAUGCUACUGUUAAGAAAUAUUCAAUAGCUGACCCGUUCUAUUCUGUUGAAGAGGAACUUAAGGAAUUGAAAGGACUUCUUCCAGAAAUACAAGAGAAAAUACAAGACAUGAUGGACUAUAAAGCAGAGAUGAUAAAAAGGGUUCGUGAAACGCUCUGUCCGUCAAACGGCGAAGGUUCUUCGAGCGCCAGCGCCGGCGCCGCCUCCAGCAAGCCCGCCGCGCCCAAAGCGGCGCCCUCCGACAUCUCACACCUCAUCAAGAGGAAACGGAAGAACAGCGACGAGGACUCAUCGGCGUCCAAGAGGAUUAACACGUGAAUAUAAUGUUUGAACUUGUUGUGUUAAGUUAGGGAUUGAGCUGUAAUAAUUACUUGUAUUGUAACAUUAUUUCUUUUGGUAAAGUAGAAUGACACGCACCUAUGUAAACACUAUUGAAGAAAUUUCGAAGAACUUUACUAAGAGCGCGAGACUUAAAAUAACUUGAUUUAGAGUUCUGACUUCUGACAUUCUUCUUCAUUUAUUUAACCGUUCUAUAAAUUUAACUCGAUAAAAGCCAGUACUUAUAACAAUAAAAUUCAAGAAAUCGCAUUCGUCAAAAAGUCAUUCUAUCGAUGUACAAAAAUGCAACGAAUAAAUUCGGGUCAAAUAUAAAGCGUUGCUGGUUUUGGUAGAGGAAUUCCUAUUUUGUCGUAUCUCUAUUUAUAAUGUAACAAUACAAGCAAAUACCGCUAAUCAAUCGCGACCUCUGUCCAGUGUUAUUUAUUUAAAAGAAAAACUGAAAAUGGCUAUUAAUCUGUUGAUAAGUAUAGCGAAAAAAUGGGAUGGGAUUUUGUCGUUAUAUUGUUAUAAUUUAAACCGGAAAAAAAAUGCUCACUGUAAUGUCGCAGAGCGGUCUUGACCUUAUAUAACAGGUUAAAGAAUUAAAAUUUUAUAAAAAAAUUACAUUAUUCAUCAUUUGAGAUAUUUUUCCUGUUUGAACGUAAUUACUUGUUCGUUUCAUGAUUUCUAUACUGAUUAAUUGGCCAUGUUUUUUUAUCUUGUCUAUAUUUAUUAUUUUUAUUACAAAAUAAUAAUAAUGACUAAUGACAUACUUCGUUAAUGUCAACGUUAUGUUCGAUAUCGACAAUUUGUUUGAAUCAGUUUAUGCUUCCUUAUUCCUGCUUAUAGAGUAUAAAAGUCGGCGACAAUUCAUAUUCAACAUUUUGUUUCUCGAAACACUCAAAAUACUUAGCUUCAAACAGGGGUCAUUGAACUUUUCUUAAAUCUUCUUGAUCUUAUUCUUCAUAAGUUAUUAACGUAAAAGAUAAUAUAAUUAAUUAAAAUUAAAUUUGCGUUGACUAAAACUCAAGUUAGACAGAUACAUGCACAAUUAGCUCCUGCAUCGAUUUUUACUCGAGACAAAUAUCUGAGUAUAGCUUAAAGACUUUAAUUUAAAUUUUAUUGUUAGAAUGUUGUAUUUAUAGACUGGUAUGAUUUUUAGCUCCCAUACGAUGCCUUAUCAAUUGUUUCCUGUAAAAUGUUUCUCAUAAUAUUUUUAUCACAAUGGAACAUAAGAGUUUCUUCUGGUUUAAUUUUUUAUUAUCAAGAGAUCCUAGUGUUCUGAGAGCAUGAGACAUUAAUUUUAUUGUGAUUACAAGAAAUAGUUGUUUCCCGUAAUAUGUGUCCUUAUAAAUAUUGUUCAAUUGAUGUUUAGUUACACAUUUAUUUCUAUCUAUUUCUAACAUAGAUAAUUUUAAUGAAAUAGAAGUAGACAGCAUUAUUAAACUUACAACCACUGAGCAAUAUUGUUGUCUUUCGUCAGUUGAAUAAAACAUUGUCUUAAUGUGGAAAUAAAAUCAUAUAAAAUAAGUUAGUGAUCUAGUAACUAGUGUUUCAUUUUAUGUAAUCAUAGGUUAAGUUUUAAUUAAGAAAUCAAUAAAUAUUUUGUUUAAUUAAAUCCACCAUUUAUUUGGUAAUUAA